Molecule: messenger RNA, 3337 nt
Organism: Triplophysa rosa
Lineage: Eukaryota; Metazoa; Chordata; Actinopteri; Cypriniformes; Nemacheilidae
Gene: spaca6
Product: sperm acrosome associated 6
Exons: 9
Coding region: 1711-2769 (352 amino acids)
Biological process (GO): fusion of sperm to egg plasma membrane involved in single fertilization
Source: RefSeq, a predicted model, not a curated record
UCAUCUACAAAAGUCAAGCAAAGGAGAAACAUUAACUCUUUUAUUUCUGUUGCGUUGAAACUGAUUAAACAUAUUUUCGCAGUUACAUAUUUCUACUGAGUUUUGAUUAUACCUGUGGCCACAUGUUUCACUCUGCCCCCUGUUUGGAAUGUUGGGGACACACCCUAUUGGCUGUCUUUGUGUUCUAAACAAAGAAAUGAUCCAAUAAGAGGACAGCUAAGGGUGGUGACCCCAUAAUAUUAUCAUCAUUGGCACUGGUCUAUCAUUUGGGGGAACAAUGAAGUGGACAUAUAGAGACAUAUGGUCUAUAGAUGCCACUGUUUAACAUCUCCUUUUACUCUUUACCUGAUGCACUUUACUACUGAGCCUCAUUGAGGUGUCAUUCUUAUGUCUGUCAACAAUUUCAUUUAAAUUCUUAAGCACGUUUUUAAAUCUAAAGCAGUUUCUGAAAUAAAAUUGUAUAAUAUUGUGAUGUAAGUUUUAUUUAUUUAAUACAUGCCGGUGUUUUCCUUCCAAAGCAAAUUCAAUGAGAGAAAGAUUUGUUCAUAAAAUAUGAAUUAAAAGAAAUGAAAAUUCCUGAACAGGCUAGAAAAAAAAAAAAAUACCAUAUUCACAUGCCUGUUAUUGAAAUAUCUCCUCCUUAUGAUGUACAUUGAUAUAUAAAAAAUGAAUUAUGAGCUUGAACUUCCUGGCCUUCCUGUCAGAGAGCCAUCUAAGGACAGCACGGUCCAAUGCUGAUCUUUGCUUUGAUAGUCCAGUUGACUGACUACCCCCUUCACUUUCUAGCAGGCUCAUGGUGUGGCUCCUACUCACUAUUGAUUGUCUUGUCUUUGCAGAGACAGAUGAAUGCAUUAGUACCCAAGUCGUUCCAGCCACUGGAAAUAUAUUAACUUCAUGUAUUAGGCACCCUGUCUCGUUACCAUAGCGACACUUGGAAAAGACUGGGAGGGGAGGUGGAGGCAGGAGAAGGGGGUUUUGGGGUGAUGGAAUGGGGGAAGGGUGUACGAUAUGGGAUGCAAUGAGCUUGUGGGCUUGAUUGGUAGUCUUUCUAUUACACAAACACACACACAUCGAGGCGAUGCUUUGUAUUCCCCUAUAAUGCAUCAUCUUUUUUCAGCGUGUGUGUUUCCACCCUUACAGUUUAAGAGGCAAUUACGCUUGCUCUUAUGUCUCAUUAUUGCACCUAUCGUUUCGUUUUUGCAUUUUGUCUUUAUUUCCUAUGUGAUCAUUCACGUUCAAAGUCUUUUCUCUUUGUUCCGGUCAAUUUAGAUCAUUUGCUAUAUCACAGUACCCCACCACCGACAUCAACAGGCACAUACAUCUCUGUAAUUGUGCUCCACUCUCUGUCUCACUCGCACACACAUUCACACCUCCUUGCAGGAAAAAAAGGUGCAUGAUGGGAGAAAGAAAAAGGUUGAGGAGACAAUGGUGGAAAAGUGUUCAAAAAUGUAGGGAAGCACAGCACAAGACUGUGAAAACCACAUGCAUAUUUGUGAUGUGUUGUUUGUUGCUGUCUUUUGAAUCAAAUUAUUGCCAUAAUGAACAUUUAGCCUUACUUGAUGACUUAUAAGUUAUGACAGUAAUCAGAAGCCAAGCAUGUUAGGAAUCCUCAAUUCAACAUAAUUGUCUUAAUUGUAACAUAAAUGCUUCAUUUCGGCAUUCUUAUUCUCUGUAUUGAUGUGCUUGUGAUUUGAUUUGAAACGUGUCAUCAUGAUGUCAUUCUUUUUUGAUUUUUUUUCAGUUACAGAUCCAGAAAUAACAAAAAUGUUUGUGUUGAAGCUAAUCUUUUUUAGCGCUAUUAUUAAUGUAGCUUUUGGCUGUUAUCAGUGCUUUAUCGAUGUCGAAGACAGUCUUCGUUUGUGUUGGGGCCACAUUCUUACCGAAUACAAUACAAGGAAUGUAGAUUUUUGUUUCAAAACUCUGGAUCGAAUAUUCAACGAUGAAAUGAGAGUAAUUGAGGCGGGGAAAGUGGGGAGAGGCUUUGACUUGAUGCUGAAGGAUAUCUUGCUGUCUGAAAUCAUGCCUAUAGUGGAAGAAUUUGACCUGAACACAAAUGAAGACACUGUAUAUGAAAUCAGGUUACAAGCAGCUGCAAACAAUUUCAUCACUGAGGCCUCAAAGCUACCUAGAGCCUCUGGAUGCUUCCCCCCAUGUGGUUUCCAAGAGCAAGGUGCUGUUUACAACUGCAUGACCUGUCAGUAUGAUUCCUGCGAGUUUCCGCUCGACUGCCCUGUGAAGGAAAUCAAAAUAGUGGAGACCAACAGGACUCAGAUGAGGUGUAAGGUUCCAUUCAUCUUGCCCACAGACAUAGAGAUAGUCUGGAGAUAUGCAAUGGAAAAAACAGUAUUGAUGGAUAAUUUCAAGGAGGUCACUGUUGGUGUGGAUCCUCUUUACUUCAUCCCAUCCGCCCGGUUGGAGCACUCAGGCACCUACCAGUGUGAAAUAUUCUCUCAGGAACAUUCUCUUGCCCGCAUCUACUACUACCUCACAGUGGUCCCUUUGGCACAGUUAGGUCAUGCAGAACUACAAGAGGUCUUUGACCAGGCUCUCCUUCCGGGUGGCCAGUUCCCUCACCUGUCCCAGACUGUUCCAGUCACCUUGUGGCUGCCUAGCCCUGUACUUCUCACCAUGUGUCUGAUGUCAGUGCUCCUGCUGAUCUUCAUUAGUCUAGGGGUGCUGUGUUGGUUGUCCUGUAAGACAGAGACCAGCAACUAUGAUACAGCUCAAGACAAAACAUACACAGAAAAGAUAUAUUUGAUUCACUGCUAAACUAAGACAUCCACAUGUGAAAAGAAAUAAAAUAUUAAGGCAAAAGCCUGUUUUACUUGUAAAGAUAAUUCCCAUUUGAGAUACAAAUAAAUUAUUCAACAGUUCGAUUUAUUAUGCAUUUGAAAAUGUAUUGUCAGUAUCAAACUACAGAAAACUUUUAAAUGAGUUGUUUAAAGGUUUAAAUGAGGAGAACACACGAGGAGUCGGCAUUGGGAGUGUGUGAAUAAAGCUGUACCGCUAGCUCACGUUAUAAAGCCUUCUUUGUGUUACUAAAUAUAGCCAGACAUGACUUAACUCCGCAACUCCUUUUAUAGUCAUUACUCAGUGUUAUGUUUCCUUCUGUUGUCCUAAUAACUCAUGCCAAAGGGCGCGGAAGAUACUUUAUUGUACAGCACUGCAAUUACCAUUGUUUACCAUUGCAUGUAGUUUUGAUUAAAAAAAUGGUGGUGUGUGUUAUAAACGCGCAUGCAAGGAAUAGUUCACAAAAAAAAGGUCCCCAUUGACCCCAUUGAUAAAAAUUACAAUGGUCAAGUGAAUGCAAAACCAUCUUUGGGAGAAUUAGCUUUGA